Messenger RNA from Diaporthe citri, 1605 nucleotides. RefSeq lists its product as uncharacterized. The coding region runs from base 1 to 1605 and encodes 534 amino acids. The transcript is spliced from 2 exons. The record is from RefSeq and is a predicted model, not a curated record. Lineage: Eukaryota; Fungi; Ascomycota; Sordariomycetes; Diaporthales; Diaporthaceae.
AUGUCGACGAUCCCUAGCAUUGAUGGUGUUACUGAAGCUGAAGCUCCAGCGCUUGUUGGGUCUGAUCAGCCAGAUCCAGACACGCCCAGUAUUGCGUCAGCGGAUCCGAAUGGUGCAGCUGAGUGGGCAACAGACAGAGUGGCACUUAAGACGACCAACACCAGUGAACAACAACAGCCUUCAUCACUCGAGAGCCUUCCAGUCGAGCUCAGAAUACGCAUUCUCGAAAACAUGCCAGACCUAAAAUCACUAGGUUCCCUCCUUCACGCCUCCCCCGUCUAUUUUGCCCAAUAUCGGCUCGACCGCAAAUCGCUUCUCUGCAGAUGUCUAGAACAAGAUUUAGGCCGCGAGGUGUUAGUGGACGCUUACGCCGCCUUCAAGUCACGCUCGUCCAAGAUAGGCCCGCGCACAGUUCCAAACCGAAACGUCACCGACUUUGUCGAUUUGUAUGGGGCAUGGCGAUACUCUGGUAACCCUGUCGCGUUGCUGAAGUCUAUGCCACUUGCUGAUAUCCGUUGGAUCACUUGGUUUCAUACAUUGACUGUACAGCCUCUGGCGACUCAAUUCGGCACUUGGGCUUUAAACAACCUCCAGUCUGCAGCAGCCAAGGCCACAGGACAAGAACGAAUACAGACAGAGUCAAUACCAUCAAAGAAACCACCAAUAAGUAGUGUUUGGCCGGGUGGAUUAAGCAGGACGGAGCAGAGGCGGAUUCUCCGAGCUUUCUACCGAUUCGAAACUUUCUGUCAUCUCUUCAGCGGUAAACAACACCAAUCCUUUCGCCACGACGACAUCGCACGAAUCUUCUUCUCUCAAUUCGAACCUUGGGAAAUCGAGGAGAUGGGCUGCGUCUACAGGUGCAUCAAGCAGAGAUACGGAGAAAUUGUUGCCGAAAUCAAAUGGGAUCUUCACCCAGACAAUCCCAAAUUUGCCACCGAUCCCGACUUCGGAUUUGAACCCGAAGGGGCCUUCACGCUUGAUCGAGAUGAUAACGAAUACCUCAACGGCACCAUCGGCUUCGGAGGCCUUAGGCUGGCACUGCAUAUGUUUAAAACCAGAGACCACGAUCAGCUCGUGGACCUGAUGGCCAAGUACUUGAAACGAAGCCAGGAGUAUUUCUUCGACGAUUGUACGCAGGACGUUAGCCAAGCCGACAGACGCGGUGAAGAUAAUGGCUUCGACGACAAGGAUCGGGCCGAGCAGAGAGGUGAACCGAUGCCGUUCAUGGGUGACGACGACGCUCCCACAUUCUCCCCCCACAGUGCCUCAGCGAACAUCACAACGACAAGCGGGGCAACUCCUCCCUCAGCUGACACGACGGAGAGUGCUAGUGAGGCGGCAGCAGUGGUUUCCAGUAUUUACAUGCCACCGCUCGCUUGGGUUCUCUUGUGGGAUGGGAAGUACUGCAACCUCUACGGGGAGUAUGUACCCGAUGAGUUUAGGCGAUGGGGUUAUGUCCUGUGGGACGAGCGUCGGUGGAAUAAUAUAGAGGGCGCGAAGGAACUUCUCAUCAAGCUAUGGGCCUCGUCGUCUCAACUCAAAAUGGCCAGGGAGGAUUGGGCAUGGCUGGGAGGCCGCCAACCACCACUCGUGAACGACCACUAG